AGCAGUCGGGCAUCUUGAAGGGGAAGCGACCGAGGGAGACAGAGCCCUAGCGAGCGAGCGGGAUGCCGGUGCAGGAGGAGCUGGAGCUGGAGCUGAAAGUGGCUACGUGGACAGCCACGAGACGGAGCGAGCAGCGACGGGCGUUUGGCGCGAACAUUGGCCGUGCGAGAGUUUGAGCAGCGGGCGGGGCGAGCACAUUCGAGCCUCGGGCGAUCGAUCGAUCGGCAUGUUGAUGAUGGAGGUGUGAGGCCGAUGCGGCUGAGUCGUCGUCGGAGCGCAGGGCCAGUCAGCUCAGGGUUCUCGCAGUCGGAACGAUGUCUGCGCAGGCCGAUAUCAGGAAGUGGUUUAUGAAAAAACCCGAUCAGAAUAAAGAGAAGAAUGAAGAUUCGUCUAAAAACCUCUCUGACGAGGGAGGGCCUGGUGCGAAGUACAAGAAAGAGAGCAAGUUUUUUUCUGGAGGUGGUGCGAUGGGGAAGAGCACAACUCCCAGCGCGGCAGAUAAAUCGAAGCUGAAGCUGGAGAAGAAGAGCUCAGAUGCUGGAAAACGAAAGAGCGAAGAGGGUCUUCACAUUUUGGAGCAGGAGAACGGCACUCCUCCCAAGAAACCUCGGAUGGUUAUUCCAGCUUCGGAUGAGCUCAACGUGAAGGGUAAACGGAAGAUCGAAACUCCAGUAGAAAAGAAACCAAAAGAAACUCCCGUGAAAACCCCAUCUGCAACUAGGGCCAGGGGGACCGGGAAGUUUGUUAUAAUAGAAUCUGAAGACGAAUUAGAUAACGAAAAUUUCCAAAGUGACAGUCCAGUUAAAACCCCAGCCAAACCUCCCGCGACUACUGUAGGAAGAGGGCGAGGACGAGGAAAACCUCCCAGCACGCCAGAAGUCAAGUCUACACCACAGAAACCUGCACCAACGGCUACUGCGAUUGGUAGAGGUCGAGGAAAGCCAGCUGACGACACGAAUGGGGAAACGAAGGCCCCUGCAGGAAGGGGCCGUGGAAGGGGUGGAGGUGGAUUUGGAGGUGCUCCAUGGGGAGGACAGGGGGUCCCACCGCACAAAGGGGAAAAGGAGGUUCCUCAAGGUGCAGAGGAUGCUCUGAAUGGGUUAACAUUUGUCAUCAGCGGAACUCUUGACAGCUUGGAGCGAGAUGAGGCAGAACUUUUGAUUAAAAGUCAUGGUGGUCGAAUUACAUCUGCUGUCAGUAAGAAAACGAGCUUCUUAUUGGCCGAUGAAGACGUUGGAGGUGCCAAGUCUAAGAAGGCCAAAGAACUUGGUGUGAAAUUUCUAACAGAAGAUGAACUCUUUGAGAUGAUCAAAGCCUCAAAACCCAAGACAUCUGCAAGCAAGCCCGUAGAUACAAGCAGAACACCACAGAAGCCGUCUACGAGUAGACCACAGGCUGACUCGAAAGUUCCCGCUGUUCCCGCGUCACCAGGAGGAAGAUACAGCAAGACAGAUACAAAGAUGAAGGCUUUGCCGCCAGCAUCGAAAUCUGGUGUGGCAAGAAAACAAUCACAGUCGUGGCCUACUAAGCACCAACCUAAAACUACGGCUGAUAUCAUCGGAAAUCAGGGCAUUGUAAAACAGUUGAGAGACUGGCUACAGCAUUGGGAGGCAAAUUUUGGACACACUGGUGGCAAAGGUGCUAAGGGGAAGAAGCGUGAUGCUGCUAGCAGCUCGCCUGCGCUUAAGAAGGCUGUGUUGCUAAGUGGAACACCCGGAAUUGGGAAAACAACAACCGCCCGCUUGGUUUGUGCAGAGCUGGGCUAUGAAACAUUAGAGGUCAAUGCGAGUGAUUCUCGCGGCAAGUCUGAUUCAAAUGUCAAGAGAGGCAUGGGUGGUAGUACAGCCAAUACAAUCAAGGAGAUGGUCAAUAACGAGAGCAUCUCUUUCAAGACUGGAAAGGGACAUUCUCAAAAAUCAGCCCUGAUCAUGGACGAAGUAGACGGCAUGUCCGGAGGGGAUCGAGGUGGUGUGGCAGACUUAAUUGCAAGCAUCAAGUCCAGUCGUGUUCCUAUAAUAUGUAUCUGCAACGACCGAUAUUCGCAGAAGCUGAAAAGUCUUCUCAAUUACUGUCUUGUUUUGAGUUACAGGAAACCUACAAAACAACAGAUGGCGAAGAGGUUGAUGCAAAUUGCAAAAGCAGAGGGUAUCCAGGUAGCUGAGAAUACCCUAGAAGAAAUAGCUGAACGAUCGAACGGGGACAUGCGAACGUCUUUGAACCAGUUACAGUACAUGAGUCUACGUACAACUGCUCUUAAUUUCAAUGAUGUUCAUACUCGCCUCGUUGCUAGUGCGAAAGACGAAGCUCUUUCACCAUUCACUGCCGCAGAGAAAUUGUUAGGAUUUGAAGGACGGAAUUUGAGAAUGGACGAUCGGGUGGACAUGCACAUGUCUGAUGCAGAUUUAGUACCCCUUAUUGUCCAGGAAAACUAUCUAAAUUUUCUACCAAGCGAAGCCAGCAGAGACAGCACGGGUCUUCUUCUCAUGGACCGUGCAGCUCGUGCGGCCAUGUCCAUAGCAGAAGGAGAUAUUGUGAAUGGACAGAUUCGGCGACGUAAUCAGUGGCAGCUCUCUCAGACAUCAGGAUUUUUGUCCUCUAUAAUUCCUGCUGCAUUGAUGCAAGGUCAGCGGAAAGAAUUUGAGGGUGGUCGAGGUAACUUCAACCGAUUUCCUGCCUGGCUUGGUAAGCAAUCAAACUUCAAGAAGAAGGUCCGUCUUUUGGAGGACGUGCACAUCCACCUCCUAGCCUCGCGCAUCUGUGAGCCUACUAGGGAGUCCAUACGGUUGAGCUAUGUUCCUCUAUUUCUACUGCAGAUUGCACACCCUCUACGACAUCUUCCUAAGGAGGAGGCGGUCGAACAGGUGGUGGACCUCAUGAAUGAAUAUUCUCUUACCCAGGAGGAUUAUGAAACGAUCUUGGAAGUAUCAGAAUUUAAGGGACACCCAGAUCCACUGGAAGGAGUGCAAACCGCAGUAAAAACUGCGUUUACUAAAUGUUACAAAAGUAGAAUGCUUGAUCGCGUUGUGCGCUCUGCUGAUCUACUUCCACCCAUGUCUCUACCGGGUCAAAAGAAGGCCAUUAAGAAACCAAAGCGUUUGGUGCUGGAUGAGGUUGAGACUGGCAACGGUGACGACGAGGUCAUCAAAGAGGAAGAGUUCUCACUCUCAGACGAUGAGGAUGAAGUUGACGAGGACAACGAAGACGUUGAGAAUAUAGAAUCGAUGCUAACAUCCAAUGGGACAACCAAAGUGACUUUGGAGCGGGCUAAUCAACCUAAAGGGCGAGGAGCCGCAGGGAAAUCUAAAACACCCUCGAGAACGCCAGCUAAGACCCCAGCUAAGACGCCAGCAAAGAACAAACAGGAUUCUACUUCGAAGGCAGGCCCUUCCAGUGCCAAAAGAAGGAAGUAAGAUCCUAGUAGAUGGUAAGACAAGUGCACUGAGUUUCCUUAAGUUUUUUCUGACUGAAGGUUGCAACCCUGGUAUGGAAGAGGCAAAAGUCAAUCUGGGAACUAGAAUCUGUCACCAUAGUACAGAGAUGGCUUCUCUGUGAGUGUAAAUUAAGACUUAGACGCAGCUGUACUGUUACAACAAUGCUUAUCUUUAUACCUGAACAGGUUUAGAGUAUCUCUGCCUAGGAAGUUUCCCUUUUUGUACAAUGUCAUAACGAAUCUCACUGAAAUAGAAUCCGAUCAGG
Marchantia polymorpha subsp. ruderalis is the source of this 3696-nucleotide messenger RNA. The record is from the annotation of a GenBank genome assembly. NCBI's taxonomy places the organism in Eukaryota, Viridiplantae, Streptophyta, Marchantiopsida, Marchantiales, Marchantiaceae.